CCCAAACUCACCCUAUGUGUAACCCUACCACUCAUCAAUCAUCAUUUAGGAAAAUCGCCAUAAACGUUUUUAUAGUAAAACAGGUAUGGUGUUAGACAAAACAUGGAUUUAUACUCCAUAAAAUACUUGGAAUAGGAGAUAAUGCUUUCAUAAGCCUGGAACGAGAGGCGAGACUCGAUAGCCUCAGUUGCUAUGCAGCGGCCAGCAAUUGGUCAUCUCUUUUGAUUCUCUAUUUUGCAAUCAGAUGAGGAACAGAGCACCAACCACACAACCUACCAAAAAAAGGUAAAUCCAAAUGGUAUAAUCUCCUUUAUUGCUGAUUAACUCACUCUCAUUCAGCCAAACUUGCUUUAAUACUUGUUUACUUCAUUGAAUCGCUGCGUGCUUGCUCCUGCCUUCAAAAAUCAAAAUCAAAGGGGAAAACUCCAUGUUGCUUGCUGCCUUGCUUCAGUCUGAGCUUUGGCACUUUGGCAGGGGUUGAUCCAUGGCACUUUCCAGUUCUCCAGACUGGUGGUCUGUGGCAUGGAUUCCUUGCAACUCCUCAAAGGAACUCAGCACUAGCAGAAGAACUCCAUUGUGCUCUCUCCCCUGCUUCAACUCCCGAGAUCUCAACCUCAUUGCAGCUAGAUCCUCUAUUUGUCCAUCCCCGCUUUUUGAAGACAAUAAUGCACUAUCACCUGCCUCCAAGUCCCAACCCACAAUAAUGGAUCUCACCCUCUCCGAAUACCAGUCUGAAGAUCUGAACAACAUCAUCUUUAGAUUGAUAAAAAACCCUCAGACUGCAGAAAGUGGGAGUGAUUUUUAUGUGAAAGCCAAGGGAAAUCCCGGGUUUAUCCCUGAAAAAUCAACCCUCACUCUUCUUACUAGGUACUUCAUGAGAUUGAGUAAAUGGAGCUCAAUCUCUUCAUUGGCUCAAGAUUUUCGGACAUUCAAUGUAAUCCCUGAUAGUGGCACAUAUUGUAGACUGAUUAGUAGCUGUGUUAAAGCUAGGAAGUUCAAAAUUGUAAAUACUUUGCUUGAAUCUGCCUUUUUUCACCAAGAGACGCCUCUUGCCUUUGAACAUGCCAUGAGAGGCUACAACAAACUCCAUAUGUACAGUACCACUGUUCUGUUGUAUCAAAGGAUGAAAAGUGGUGGGCUUGUUCUGGAGCCUGGGUGCUAUUGCACCAUCAUGGAGGCAUAUCACAAUAUGAGACAGUAUGAAGAAGUUGUUUCGCUCUUCCAAGAGUUUAAGCAUAGAAGAAGACUGGAGUCCACACAAUAUCAUUCAAAGAUUUACCUUUGUUUAUGCAAUUCUCUGGGCAAAAUGGGGCGCACUUCCGAAUCCCUCGACCACUUCAGGGAAAUGACAAGCAAAGGAGUUCCGGAGGAUCAUAACUUUUACUCAUCCCUAAUAUCCGCUUUCGCGACAUUCAGAGAAGUAAAAAUGGCAGAGGAGCUUUUGGAAGAAGCAGUGAGCAAGAAAAUGCUGAGUAGGGAUCCCUCUCUGUUUAUGAAACUUCUGUUGAUGUACAUUGACGAGGAGGGAAUGCUAGAAAAGGCCCUUUCUGUCAUUUCUUUGAUGAAACGGUUAAAUGUUAGGGUUUCCGAUUGCAUUUCUUGCGCCAUUGUGAACGCUUUCUCGAGAAAAUUAGGGCCUGAAGAAGCCGUGAGGGUCUUUGAAGAAGAGCUUCAAUUUGAGGGGUGUGAGCCUGGCCAGGUGACUUGUGCUUUGAUUUUAAACAUAUACUGCCGAAUCAAAUUAUAUUCAAAGGCAGAAGCGGCUUUUGCAGAUAUGGAGCAAAAGGGGUUUGUCAGUUGUAGUGUUUCAUACUCUACCAUGAUCAAUAUGUAUGGAAAAACUGGAAGGCAUAGAGAAGCAAUGAUGAUUUUGGCUAAGAUGAAAAAGAGAGGAUGCAAGCCCAACGUUUGGAUAUACAAUUCUCUCUUGGACAUGCACGGGAAUCCAUUGAACUUGAGGCAAGUGGAGAAGACAUGGAAAGAGAUGGAGAGGCGGGGAGUGUUGCCCGACAGAGUUAGUUACACAAGCAUUAUAAGUGCGUACAACAAGGCCAAGGACUACCAGAGAUGUGUGGAAUACUAUAAUGACUUUAGGAAGCUAAAGAACGGUGAUGGGAAGAUUGAUAGGGCAAUUGGUGGGCUAAUGGUUGGGGUUUUUUCAAAGAUGAAUAGAGGUGAGGAGUUGGUUAAAGUGUUGCAGGAGAUGAAGAAGGAAGAGGCUGAGCUAGAUGAGAGGCUCUACUGGUCGGCUUUAAAUGCUCUCAUAGAAGCUGGGCUGGAAAGUCAUGCCAAAUGGUUGCAAGAUAGCUUUGUUAUAACAUGAUCCAUACAUCUCAAGUCUCAACAUACAUCAAAUGUGCUUGGAUCCAUAUAAGUUUGUGAUAUGCAACGUUUUCGGGGUGACAUGUUCAUCAAAUUUAAUGGGUGGCAAGUUAGUUUAGUUUAACCUUUGUGAUAUGUGAUGAAGAAAAUAUGAAGAAGUCACAUAAAUUUGUCUUGGGAGUCUAAAAUAAUUUGUACUAAGUUCGCUUAUUAAACUUCUAAUCGUCCGUAGUAUUAUUAUUUAUUAUUUGAUUAUGACUUAUUGACUUCAACAACUCAUGUGUUGACUUGUACUUUAAUUCUACAUGUAGAUUCAUAAGUGUAUGUUUUUUUAUUUACAUUUAC
This is a messenger RNA of Cuscuta europaea, 2667 nucleotides long. The record is from the annotation of a GenBank genome assembly. Lineage: Eukaryota; Viridiplantae; Streptophyta; Magnoliopsida; Solanales; Convolvulaceae.